CUCAACGUCGUGUGGUCCGAACCCCAUGACUUCAAAAGAAAUUGUGACGAAACUAAGGCAUAUGGCCGCCGAUCCUCUGAACAGAGCCUAUCUUCUGGACGAGCCAGAAACACUGCCAUCUCUGCUAGUGUUUUUAGACGACCCAGAUCCCGAAAUUGUAUUAAUGGCACUAGAAGUCAUCUACUUUCUGUCUCUCCUAGUAGAAGGCCGCUCUAAAAUGGCACAAAAUUCGACUCUGCUCGCAAAGCUGAGGCAUUUCAUGAUGGCCGGCUCUCUCAAGCAAAAAAAAGUAUCUAUCGUCUCUUAUACAAAUUUACAAGCAUAUACUCUAAACACCGACCACACAAACGCUUCAACUAGCGAGGAACAGCCGAAGGGAUCUGAACCCUCCGUCUCUUAUGCAAUCUACGUAGAAAAUCUCAAUGAGGCCAAUAGACUCGAAAUCGAACAGCUGCUUCUAUCUAUCAAAGGUAUUGUUUCGAUCUGCUGUGUUCUCCAAGAGCAUAAAAUCAUUCUUCACGCGGCUGUCCCGGCCCAAACUGUUAUAGAGAAGCUGGCCGAGUCAGGUAGGAAAGCUUCACUCGACAAACAGGAUCUUGACCUUCAAAGUGAAGACGGAUAUCUCGCAGAAGUCGAUCAAGAUUCCUCUAAAAAGGAAGAUGGGGAAUCCAAUGGGUGGUUCGGGAUUAGGGGUCUCAUCUCGCUCGUUAGUGAGUCCACCGAAGAAAAAAAGGCACGCCUGGAAAGAGAACGAAAGCAAAAAAGUGGUUGGUUCGGGAAAAUUGGGAAGGCACUUUAUAUCAUGUAA
Molecule: messenger RNA, 808 nt
Organism: Schistocerca gregaria
Lineage: Eukaryota; Metazoa; Arthropoda; Insecta; Orthoptera; Acrididae
Product: armadillo repeat-containing protein 1-like
Exons: 2
Coding region: 26-808 (260 amino acids)
Source: RefSeq, a predicted model, not a curated record